Gigantopelta aegis is the source of this 715-nucleotide messenger RNA. RefSeq names its product oocyte zinc finger protein XlCOF7.1-like. NCBI's taxonomy places the organism in Eukaryota, Metazoa, Mollusca, Gastropoda, Neomphalida, Peltospiridae. Bases 308 to 715 code for a protein of 135 amino acids. Gene Ontology annotation, molecular function: DNA-binding transcription factor activity; RNA polymerase II cis-regulatory region sequence-specific DNA binding. The record is from RefSeq and is a predicted model, not a curated record. Gene Ontology annotation, biological process: regulation of transcription by RNA polymerase II. The transcript is spliced from 2 exons.
CAAAUGAUUUAAAGAGUAUGUUUAUUGAAAAUGUAGUUUAAAAUACUCAGUCGAGUCGGGCUUAUGUCACGUGACCUAUAUUGUGACCGAAAAUAUAGAGAUUUAUCUAGUCAUCAUAUUUUGCCAAUGUACAGUGAUUGCGGGAUAAAUAUAUUUACUGGUUUUGUUUUAGUGCUCAGCUUCACACUACGACUUUGGAAAUACAUCGGCAAAUGUUCAUCCCAGGCUGGUUUCAGACACCCUCAUAACGAAACAAGACAUCUUCAUACAGUUCCAAACUUUAAAGGUCCUCUGUCAUAAAUUAAAUAUGUCUACCAACGAUCAGAGAUGUGUCAAACGUGGGGUCUCGUCAACACAUUGUGGAAACAACCGUGAUCUGAAAGUACAAACAUCAGCACAUGCUUGUGAGAAACCUUUUCGAUGUGGGAUGUGUUUAAAGUGUUUCUCGUGCAAGACUAAGGUUAAGCACCAUAUAAGGAUCCACUCUGGUGAAGGACCACAUCAGUGUGAGGUGUGCAAAAAGUGUUUGCAUCCGAGUUCUGGCUUGAAAAAGCACAUGUCAGUUCACGCUGGAGUCAAGAAUUUCACGAGUCAGUAUAUGCUUCGUUCAGGCAAGCAAAAGGCUUCAAAAACACUGGCGGCUACAGAGGCUCUCCCACUAGCCAGACGGAAAACGAAGCACAAGACAGCACAUCAUCAUCUGCCUCCACAAUAG